Messenger RNA from Phymastichus coffea, 3364 nucleotides. RefSeq names its product segment polarity protein dishevelled homolog DVL-3 (gene dsh). Lineage: Eukaryota; Metazoa; Arthropoda; Insecta; Hymenoptera; Eulophidae. The record is from RefSeq and is a predicted model, not a curated record. Gene Ontology annotation, biological process: canonical Wnt signaling pathway; intracellular signal transduction. Gene Ontology annotation, molecular function: frizzled binding. Gene Ontology annotation, cellular component: cytosol.
GCAGCAGUAGCAGCAGAUAGGCUUGGCAGCUUGUCGUGUUCGCGGUGGUGCGGAGCUCGUCGCGGGCGGCUUGAGUGCGCGUCGCAAGCCGAUAGAUGUACAAGAGAUAGAGAGCGACGAGCGAGUGUGAUUGCAUCGCGCCUAUUCGGCCAACGGGUAGGCUGAGUUUAGUGUGUCGUGCGCGCGUGCAAGAGGUAAAGCUCAACAAUGAGGAGUAGCAACAAGGGCAAGUCUCGCGACGGUUAACCAACGGAGAGAGAGAAAGAAAUGAGAGUGUUGGUCGAGAGACGACGACGACGACGCCAUAUUGGCGAGUAAAGUAUAGAGAGAGAGAAAGAGAGAGAGAGAGCGCGCGCGCGAGAAAGAGCAAAAGGAGAGUGUGUUUGUGCCGUUUCGACGGCGAGAGAGAAAGAGAGAGAAAGAAAGAUCAGAAUGGAAGAAACGAAAAUCAUAUACCACAUCGACGAUGAGGAGACGCCCUAUCUCGUCAAACUCAACAUCUCGCCGGAACGCGUUACUCUCGCCGACUUCAAGAAUGUGCUCAACAGGCCCAAUUACAAAUACUUCUUCAAGUCCAUGGACGAUGAUUUCGGCGUCGUCAAGGAAGAGAUAAUCGACGACGAUGCUCAUCUUCCCUGCUUUAAUGGCCGAGUGGUGUCUUGGCUGGUCUCGGCCGAAGGUAGCAACGUGUCCGACGGUGCGUCGCAGUGCACGGACACGGUGCCGCAUCAAGAGAUAGUGAAGCACGAGACUCACGUGACGCCGGGCCACACGACGCGACCGCCACUGCCGCUGUCCCACGACGACACGCUGACCGAGACCGAGAGCAUAAUCAGUAGCAGGCAGGGCCAUCACUUGCACAAAUCGUCGAGGCACCACAGUGACAAGUACGAGAAGUACAACAAGUACAAUGGCUUGAGGAUCAAUGGUCACUCGAAGCAUCGCUCGGCGCUCGGCUAUGAGUCCGCGUCGAUUCUGAGCUCUGACCUCGAGACCACCACGUUCCUCGAGUCGGACGACGACGCUAGUAGCCGGAUUACGUCCACCACCGGCAGGCACACCAACAUGAGCAGCGCCAUCGAUAGGCCGACGCUCGAUCGACGCAGACCACAGAGACGUCGUCGUCACAGGUUGCCACCGAUGUCGAGGACAUCAUCGUUCAGCAGUAUUACAGAUAGCACAAUGUCCCUGAACAUCAUCACUGUGUCGCUCAACAUGGACACCGUCAAUUUUCUUGGCAUAAGCAUCGUGGGCCAAAGUAACAAGGGCGGCGACGGUGGUAUCUACGUUGGAUCGAUAAUGAAAGGUGGUGCAGUGGCUUUAGAUGGUCGUAUCGAGCCGGGUGAUAUGAUUCUCCAAGUGAAUGACAUCAACUUCGAGAACAUGUCGAACGACGAGGCGGUUCGAGUACUUCGUGAAGUCGUGCAGAAACCAGGACCUAUAAAGCUCGUGGUUGCCAAGUGUUGGGACCCCAAUCCAAAGGGCUACUUUACGAUUCCACGAACGGAGCCGGUGCGACCGAUCGACCCUGGCGCCUGGGUCGCGCACACGGCUGCCAUCAGAGGCGAGGGCUUCCCACCAAGACCACCAAGUGCCACAACCAUCACUUCCACGUCGAGCAGCCUUACCAGUACACUGCCUGACACUGAGCGGCCCUUCGACGAUCUGGACUUGUCGAUAAACACGGACAUGGUGACGAUCGUGCGAGCGAGCCGGCCUGACUCGGGUCUCGAGAUACGCGACCGCAUGUGGCUCAAGAUCACAAUACCUAAUGCCUUCAUCGGCGCCGACGUCGUCGACUGGCUUCACACUCACGUCAAAGGAUUCAUCGACAGGCGCGACGCUCGCAAGUAUGCCUCGUUAAUGCUGAAAGCCGGCUUCAUAAGGCACACGGUCAACAAGAUCACAUUUUCCGAGCAGUGUUACUAUAUAUUUGGCGAUCUGUGCUCGGCGAUGAGCAACAUGAAGUUAGAUUGCGACACCGUCGGCCCGUUACCACCACCAACCGCUUGGGACAUGCCUUACUCGGGAACAUAUGCGCCGCACACGAACAGUGGCUACAGUCCCAUGCCAUUCAAUUUUACCAAUGAGCCUACUGUUUAUGGUUACAAUCGUGAGGAGAGCAUACACAGCGGCUCAGGAGGGAGCAGCGCGGGUAGCGAGCGUAUGUUGAAGGCGCCGAUGCAUGAUGUAAAGUCUUGUUGUUCUGAAUCAGAACUGCAGAUGCCGGUGGUGCCGGCCAUGCCGAAGACAGGAGGCACGGGCACCAUGACGAUUGGAGCUGGAAGUGGUUCCAACAGCAAACGUUCCAAUGGUAGUCGCAGCCGAAGCAGUGGUUCUGAGCAGUCUGUGCAAACGGGGACUGGUUCCGGUGGCUUUCCGCAGUCGCAAAUGCAGCAGCAGCAACAGCAGCAACAGCAGCAGCAGAGCCAACAGGAUCUAUCUGCCGUGAGGCGAGCCCAAGAGGAGACCCAGACGCAGACCAGCGACCUGGAUAACAGCAGGGAUGAUGAAGAGGACAUCCUGGAGUACCAUUUCUUGCACAAAUGAAGAUUGGAGGAAUAUUUCAUGUCGUCGGAUCGUUGCGCGCCUCCGCAAGGCAAAUGAAGCGUGCGAGCGUGAUUCGUGUAACUAUACAUUCGAAAAAUUCGACGCACGAUGAACACAUACAUACACACACAUUUCCUAAGUUUUUUACAAACGUUAGGAAAUUAAAUGAAACAUGAAUUUACAAAAAAAAACAAAAUAAAGACAAAGAAGUUAUUAUUCCAAGGACAAUGGUUUACAAAAGAAGGAGGGGAGCAAACAAAUUUGUCACUUAUGAUACCAUUUCGCACAUAGAUAAGAAUUAAUGGCGUAUGUAAUAUUGAGAGACGAAGAAGGGUGUCCGACGUUGUUGUAUUUACUGAAUAUAUAUAAUAAUGAAUUAUCGAUAGGGGAGGAAAGAAGAAGACAACGGAGCAAAGAAGAAAAAACCGAGUAUUUAACCACUCGCUGGAUUAAAGUCCGUAGGUUUGCUCGACACGACUUCGAGCCACCUCCGGAGUUCGAUCAUGUCUCGCGUACGACCAAUCAAAAAAAAAAGAAAAAACAAGUAAUGAGAGAGAACGAACCGAACAAUUAUAAUCAAUAAGUACGACUAAAUAAGAUAAGCGAAGUCCCUAUACACGUACAUCCAUACUUCCUUGUUGUGUAUCGUCCCGAUCGAUAGCGUAAAACACACUCGCACACAUUGACAAGCCGUGGUAGAUAUUUAAGACGCCUUAUACAUACGACGUGGAUUGCUUUUCCGAAAUAACAAAAUGAUCGUUCUUUUGUUUCACAUUGGAAUACGAGCGGCGUUCUUUCCGUUGAUCGACCCGAA